AUGUUCUCAGUACCAGGAUGGUCCGUUUCGGCGGCCAGCCUGCAGACGGAGGGUGCCAAGGACGUCAAGGGAAAUACAGACAAGCCGGCGGACAAGGCGGGCCCCAACAAGAGGAAGAGGCAGUCUGGACCCUCCAACGUCAACCCGGCCAACGUUGCGGAUCUAUGGGAGAGUGUCAUUGAGGGCAAGUCGGGAAAGAAGGCCAAGCUGGACGAAGCUGGUGGCGCCCCAACCCUUUCCAGAAAGGAGAAGAAACGGGCCAACAAGGAGGCGGCUCUAGCCAAGCAGGCCGAGAAUGGAGGUGACGCAGCCGUCAUCCAGGGUGCCGCAGCAAAGGCUGGCGGCAAGAGUUCGGUCAAGGACGAUGUUGCCGUACCUGAUCCUACCUCGAAAGAAUCUGGAAAGGAGAGCAAGAAGGACAAGAAGAAGAAGCAAAAGAAAUCCAAGGGUGAAGAGGCCGAGGAUGACAAACAGCCAGAAUCCCCAGAGACGAAAAAGGACGUCAACAAGGCGGCACCAGUCACGGCGCCUGCACCAUUGCCCAAGCUCACACCACUCCAGGCCUCCAUGCGGGAGAAGUUGAUAUCGGCACGAUUCCGCCAUCUCAAUGAGACGCUGUACACGCGGCCGUCAGCCGAGGCGUUCGGUCUGUUCGAGGAGUCCCCCGAAAUGUUUCAAGAGUACCACGAGGGCUUCCGGCGCCAGGUCAACGUCUGGCCCGAGAACCCGGUCGACGGGUACAUUGCCGACAUCAAGGCCCGGGGCCGGCAGCGACAGGCACCCAAGGACGGCGGCAAAAGUGGCAGAGCUGGACCCGUGGCUCCUCUGCUGAGGACCAACGGCACCUGCACCAUUGCGGAUCUGGGCUGCGGCGACGCCAAACUGGCCGAGACGCUCCAGGCCGACCGCAAAAAGCUCAACCUGCGGGUCCUGUCCUACGACCUGCAGAGCCCGAGCCCCCUCGUCACCCGCGCCGACAUUGCCAACCUGCCGCUCGAGGACGGUAGCGUCAAUGUGGUCAUCUUUUGUCUUGCCCUCAUGGGCACCAAUUGGCCCGCCUUCAUCGAGGAGGCCUACCGCAUCCUGCACUGGAAGGGCGAGCUCUGGAUCGCCGAGAUCAAGUCGCGCUUUGCCGCACCCGCCGCCAAAAAGGGCAAACCCGUCACUCACAGCGUCGGCAACCGAAAGAAGCAGCAACAAGGCAAGAAGGGAGGCAAGGGUGACGCCGAGGACCAGGGAGCCAACGAGGAGGCAUUGGCCGUCGAGGUCGACGGCGCCGAAGCCAGGAAGCAGGAGACCGAUGUCUCGGCCUUUGUCGAGGCCCUAAGGAAGCGUGGAUUCUUGCUGCAGGCCCAGGGCGGUAGGGAUGCUGUCGACCUGAGCAAUAAGAUGUUUGUCAAGAUGAACUUUGUCAAGGCUGCGCCGGCUCUCGUUGGCAAAAAUAUUGUUGCUGACAAGGAGCCGGCUCGUGGCGGCGCAAAGAAGGGUGCCGUCAAAUUCAUUGAUGCCGGAGAUUCCGGCGCAGUCGAUGAGAGCAGCAUUUUGAAACCCUGCGUUUACAAGAUAAGGUAG
Pestalotiopsis fici W106-1 is the source of this 1572-nucleotide messenger RNA. RefSeq lists its product as uncharacterized. The record is from RefSeq and is a predicted model, not a curated record. The transcript has a single exon. NCBI's taxonomy places the organism in Eukaryota, Fungi, Ascomycota, Sordariomycetes, Amphisphaeriales, Sporocadaceae. Bases 1 to 1572 code for a protein of 523 amino acids. Gene Ontology annotation, molecular function: rRNA (adenine) methyltransferase activity. Gene Ontology annotation, biological process: ribosomal large subunit biogenesis; rRNA methylation. Gene Ontology annotation, cellular component: nucleolus.